CCCCCGCUGCCAACCGCCGCCGAGUAACGGUCCACCGGCUCGCGCUCUCCCGGGGGCGGCCGUUGGCGGCUGGAGCCCACCCGGCGCGUGUGCCGGCCCUGCCCCGCCCCGCCCCGCCCCGCCAGACCCACGCCCAGGCGCUUCCCCCACGCACAGCCUCCCGCCGCCUCACGGGCACACGCCGCCGGGGCGGCUGGCGGAGCGCGGCGGAGGGAGGCGGCGGCCGCGCCGGGUCACCUUCCCCCCGGCCGCCGGCAGCGAGAAGGGGCGCCCUCCCCGCUCUCUCCCAACGCCCCGCCGCCAUCCUUCCCUUCGGGCCGUCCCCGCCCCGGGUGAGCGGGUGCCCCGGGCCGGCGCGGGCAUGAGCUGCGCCGCGGGGAGCGUCGUCGUCGUCCCCGCCGGGGAGCCGCAGCGGGACCCCGCCGCCCCGCUGGAGCUGCCGACUGCAGCGGGGGAGGCGAGCGGGGACGCCCCGGAGGAGGGAGAGAGCGGCGGCCCCAGCGCCGGCGAGGGCCAGAGGGGCGGCUCGGAGGCGGGGGCCGCCGGCGGCGACAAGACGGAGACCCGCUCGGUGUGCAGCAGCGAGAGCGGCAGCGGCAGCCACCCCGGCGGGGCCGGCCCCAUCUGCAAGAUCUGCUUCCAGGGGCCCGAGCAGGGGGAAUUGUUAAAUCCUUGCCGCUGUGAUGGGUCAGUACGAUACACGCAUCAGCUUUGCCUGUUAAAGUGGAUAAGUGAAAGAGGGUCAUGGACCUGUGAACUCUGCUGUUACAGAUACCAUGUUAUAGCAAUUAAAAUGAAGACGCCAUGCCAGUGGCAAAGCAUUACUAUAACACUGGUUGAGAAAGUGCAGAUGGUUGCUGUAAUCCUAGGAUCUCUGUUCUUAGUAGCAAGUGUGACUUGGCUUCUAUGGUCAGCCUUCAGCCCUUAUGCAGUAUGGCAAAGAAAGGACAUCCUUUUUCAAAUCUGCUAUGGAAUGUAUGGUUUUAUGGAUCUAGUAUGCAUAGGACUGAUAGUACAUGAAGGUGCGUCUGUUUAUCGAGUGUUUAAGCGCUGGAGGGCUGUGAAUCUGCACUGGGAUGUGUUAAAUUACGAUAAAGCCACAGACAUAGAAGAGAGCAAUCGAGGAGAACCCUCAGCAGGAAGGACAUUGUGGUUACCACUGACUGCAUUUAGAAACAGAAGUUUAGUUCAUCCAACACAGUUAACCUCACCAAGAUUCCAGUGUGGCUAUGUGUUGUUACAUCUGUUCAACCGCAUGAGACCUCAGGAAGAUUCCUCAGAAGAUAAUGGCUCUGGGGAAGUAGUGAUGAGAGUCACCUCAGUGUAAAGAUUAUGCUCACUGUGCUACACAGAUAAGGAUAAUGUGCCCUGAUGUUACAGGACUUUGGAAUGUAGUUACAAUGAAUGGUGAAACCAUUAACACUUGAAAAAUAUAUACAAAUUUUUUAAAAAUUUAAUGCUUUUUAUAUGAUCAGCUAAAACACAAAUACAUUUUUCUGGAAAAAAAAAGUCU
Messenger RNA from Chroicocephalus ridibundus (black-headed gull), 1513 nucleotides. RefSeq names its product membrane associated ring-CH-type finger 11 (gene MARCHF11). Bases 362 to 1327 code for a protein of 321 amino acids. The transcript is spliced from 4 exons. The record is from RefSeq and is a predicted model, not a curated record. NCBI's taxonomy places the organism in Eukaryota, Metazoa, Chordata, Aves, Charadriiformes, Laridae. Gene Ontology annotation, biological process: protein ubiquitination. Gene Ontology annotation, molecular function: ubiquitin-protein transferase activity; zinc ion binding.